AUGUCGUCUACCGCGCCUGCUCCGUCUCCCACGCCAGACCCGCCUGAUGAAGGGGUCCUCUCUCCUUCAGCUUUCCCGCUUCUUGUUUCAUCUACUCCAUCCCAAACCUCAAUUCCUCCGACGAUUCCUGCUACGGGAGCGCCGUCGUAUGCUCAGCGGUUCAAAUCCUCACUCAGAAACCUCAGGAAGAUCUCUUCCCCAACCUUUGAGGAAGACGGUACUCCGGUGGUCCAAGCCCCACCCUCAGUGAUUUUAAACUCCUCAGAAUCAUGGAAAGACCAUAUCCUCUGCAAAUUUCAUGGUCGUAUGCCGGUCUCCGGUAAAGUUUUCUCAGAUCUAAACCCUAUUUGGGGGAAGAAGGGAGACAUUAUCGUUCGUACAGUAUCAUCUACGGCUUGUCUCAUCUAUGUUCCUUCGGUCGAGCUUCGAGAGUGGAUUCUGGAGGUCGGAUAUUGGCAAGUCGCCAACUGCGCGUUGUCUGUUUAUCUUUGGAACCCAGAUGCAUCGUUGGAAGCUGAGGAUCUAGUUUCGGCUCCGACAUGGGCUGUUCUAAAGAAGGUCCCGCCUCAGUUGUACUCGUUGGAUGGUAUUAGUGUAAUAGCCAGUGGUAUAGGCGAACCACUUCAUACAGAGAAGUCUCGUUUGGAUCCAUUCCACUUUGGUGAUACGAAGGUGAAAGUGGAGAUAUCUCUUGAUGCUCCGCCCCCAUCAGCAGUGAUAGUACGGGAUUCUCUUGGUUACUCAGUUAAAAUAGAUGUCUCUUAUCCGAGACUUCCUCCUCAAUGUUGCAACUGUGGUAAAUUUGGUCACUUGCUAAACUGUUGUCCUAAUCCAAUCCUGAAGAAUGGCUUCAAGAACUUUCCUAAGACCCUCCAGGGUAAUGGGAAGCCGAAGGUGUCUCAGGUGCUAGUCAAAGACCCGGAGGUGCAGCUGGAAGGUUCAGAGGCGGUGGGUCAGGUUACAGAAGAAGUUGUGGCUCAGGUUUCAGAGGUUGUGGGUCAGGUUACAGAAGGUUCAGAGGUUGUGGCUCAGGUUUCAGAGAAUGUGGGUCAGGAGAUUGAAGACGGGGAGAUUGUGGUUCAGCAGGUGGUUGUGGCUCCAUGUUUACCUCCUCCGGAAGGUUCAUCUUCUGCAACUCUGGUUCAAGGAAAGAAGGCGUUAAGUAAGGGUUCGACUCAGAAAGUGCGUGUGAUUUCUCAUCGGUCUGAUGCUUCAAAGACGUUGACUCUCCCUCUUAAUCAUGAUUCCUCCUUGACUGUGGAUGACGAACCUUCAGUAGAGGGUGUUGGUUUAUCUCCUCCGGAUCCAGAAGCUGAGAGACCUUUCUUGCCUUCUCCUGCAGCAGCGAGGAAAGCGAGGAAAGACUUAAGGCGCCAAGCCCUUUUGAAUUGUUCAUCUCCAACUGCAGCGGCAUCUCAGCUUUUUUCUUCUAUUCGGGGACUUUCCUCGGGUGGGAGAAGGAAUCGUUUUUAA
Messenger RNA from Raphanus sativus (radish), 1473 nucleotides. RefSeq lists its product as uncharacterized. The coding region runs from base 1 to 1473 and encodes 490 amino acids. The transcript has a single exon. The record is from RefSeq and is a predicted model, not a curated record. NCBI's taxonomy places the organism in Eukaryota, Viridiplantae, Streptophyta, Magnoliopsida, Brassicales, Brassicaceae. Gene Ontology annotation, molecular function: nucleic acid binding; zinc ion binding.